Caenorhabditis auriculariae is the source of this 347-nucleotide messenger RNA. The record is from the annotation of a GenBank genome assembly. Lineage: Eukaryota; Metazoa; Nematoda; Chromadorea; Rhabditida; Rhabditidae.
AUGGUCAGUACCUUCUCAGCCGAGUUCGAAAUGAAGUCCCUCGCUGUUUGCCUCUUCUUCUGUCUUUUCAGUCUUGCUGUUGCCCAGUGGGCUUACGGUGGCAGUCCUUAUGGCAGUCCUUAUGGCAGUACUUAUGGCAGUCCGUAUGGAAGUCCCUACGGAAGUCCGUAUGGAAGUCCCUAUGGAAGUCCUUAUGGAAGUCCCUACGCUCAAAAUCCUUAUGGAAGUCCGUAUGCGCCUAAUCCCUACACACCUUACCGUGCAUCGGGUGAGCUCUGUUCAAUACUUUUGUCGUUUAACAAUAAAAUUCAGGGGGCGGACUCAUUUCAACCAUCCUCGGCCGUUAA